GAACACAAAAGGCCUCGCUAGCCGGCGUCCCGCGUUGCCCUUGGCAACCAUUGAGCGGCGUCUUGCCCUUCUGCGACCCUGAGAUGAGAGAGUAAACGGGGCCCCCAUUGGCCGGCCGCGGAAGACGGGCCAAUCGGAGAAGAGGGUAUAGGGAGGCGGCUGAACAAGGUUGUGGGGUAGGAAGCUAGGGUUAGAGGCAACCCGUGAGGCUAGAACCCCGAACGCGGUCGGUUGGAGCAAAUAUGUCCCUCCGGAGGCACAUUGGGAACCCUGAGAAGAUCAACCCUUAAAACAUAGCUCCAGUGUCCAUUCUUCCAUGAAGUCUUUCUUAUCACCCCCAGUGGAUGAACAAUCUCCUUUGACAUUCCUCCCUAGAGCCCUCCACGUCCGUGCUGCCCACGUGGCACCAGCAUGCACACUACAUGUUGCUCAGGUCUUCAUUUGGCAGUAUCUGAUGAAAAGGAUACCACAGAACCCAAGAUACCAGCAUAUCAAAUCAAGACUGGACACUGGUAACAGUAUGACUAAAUAUACUGAGAAGCUCGAAGAGAUUAAGAAAAAUUAUAGAUACAAAAAAGAUGAGCUUUUCAAGAGACUAAAAGUUACAACUUUUGCCCAGCUGAUCAUCCAAGUUGCUUCCCUCUCUGAUCAAACACUGGAAGUGACAGCUGAGGAGAUUCAAAGGCUGGAAGACAAUGAUUCUGCAGCUUCAGACCCUGAUGCUGAAACCACUGCCAGGACCAAUGGGAAAGGAAAUCCAGGUGAGCAGUCGCCGAGCCCUGAGCAGUUCAUAAACAACGCAGGAGCAGGGGACUCCAGCCGCUCAACUCUUCAGAGUGUCAUCAGUGGUGUUGGGGAGCUGGAUCUAGACAAAGGGCCAGUGAAGAAAGCAGAGCCCCAUACCAAAGACAAACCUUAUCCUGACUGCCCCUUCCUGCUGCUAGAUGUGCGUGAUAGAGAUUCUUACCAGCAGUGCCACAUUGUUGGAGCUUACAGUUACCCAAUUGCAACUCUGUCUAGAACAAUGAACCCUUAUUCAAAUGAUAUUCUUGAAUAUAAAAAUGCCCAUGGCAAGAUCAUCAUUCUGUAUGACGAUGAUGAAAGGCUGGCCAGUCAGGCGGCCACCACCAUGUGUGAGCGUGGAUUUGAAAACCUCUUCAUGCUUUCCGGAGGUCUAAAAGUCUUAGCUCAGAAAUUCCCGGAAGGACUGAUUACUGGUUCCCUGCCAGCAUCUUGCCAGCAGGCCCUUCCUCCUGGGUCUGCCCGGAAACGAUCCAGCCCCAAAGGGCCACCCCUACCAGCUGAGAAUAAAUGGAGAUUUACCCCAGAAGACUUAAAAAAGAUAGAAUAUUAUCUGGAAGAGGAGCAAGGGCCUGCAGAUCAUCCUAGCCGACUGAACCAAGCUAACUCCUCCGGAAGAGAGUCCAAGGUGCCUGGUGCCAGAAGCGCUCAGAAUCUGCCAGGUGGCGGCCCCGCCAGCCACUCAAACCCCCGCUCCCUCAGCAGUGGCCACCUGCAAGGCAAACCCUGGAAGUAAAGACUUUGUCUCACUUAGGCAAAUAAAUGUUUUUCCUCUUUUCAGAACCCCUGAGCAUUUCCCAAGUUGGGUCAUUUCCAGAAACUUCUGCAGAGGAAAGACCAUGACAUACGUAUGGGAUAGGCCCUCUUCCCUCUCCCUGUCUCCAGUUCCUCUCCCCUCAGGAAGGAUUUUGACAGGUGACCAUAAAAACCAGAGGUGUAACAGGCUCUAGUCUCCUCCCUGUUGUUUACAGCGUAUUUAAGUCUUGUGAAACUGUAUAGGAAAAAAGUAUCUACGUUUUUAGUUGUUUUUUUUUUUUGUUUUUUUUUUUAAUAAGGUCCAGCUUGUUGGGUCUCUCUUUGUUGUUUUGUAAAUACUUCAGUCACAUCUGCCCACGUGCCUGUCCCAGCCGCCUUUUCGUUCACUGUUCUUGACUUCAUGAAGGCUUCUCCGGGCAGUCUUGGUGUGAGAAGCUGUUUCCAAGGGUGCAGAUGAGCCUUAGGUUCCAGCCGCCUGCAGACCCCACCCCAGCAGGCUCACUCAGCAAGGAGCUCUCUGCCCAGCAUAUUGCAGGCCCUGUUUUGAGUAUGGAAGCCAGUGCCUGUGUACUCACUGAAAUUGAAGAUGAGGAGAGUAGCUGUACACUCACUGAAUGCUCCCCCUUAUUAGAUAUUUUCCUGGAGCCAGAAAGGUGUGCAUGUGGGUGUCUUCACACCGGGGAGGAGGGCCUCUCGUGGGAAAGCCCUGGCCACCACACCGGCCUGUGUCCCUUGAAGCCCACCAAAGCGGCCCUCACUUGUGGUCAGUAUAUCAGUUAUGACGCCCAUUGCCCAGCUUCAGUCCAUCCAUGUUAGAUGGACAGAAAUUAUGGCCAGUUGAAAAUACCAGCUUUGGUUGGACAACUGUGGACACACAAGGUGAAGAGGACUCCGAAGUCCUUUGUCAGGGCGGACAACCUCGUAAGCCCUUGCUUAGAAAUACAGUAUUAGUCUAAUUGAGUAAUUAGUGCAAUUUCCUGCUUACUUUUCAUUCUCAUGGCUGAACUGUGAUUAGGAAGUUGUGAUUAUAGAUUCUGGUUUUGGCCGGAAUUUUGAAUCAGCAUUAAUUGAAUUGCUAAAUGACUGGCAUUCAUUCCGUUUAAUUGGGGGAACAAAAGGCCUCAGGUAAGGAUGAGGAACUCUGAAAUCAGAUGGAAAAGAGCAGUGUUAAUUUUUAUGGUCUGUGAUCGUAGCUGUGAUAAGGGACUGAGGAAUAAAUUGUGCUCUUUGUCAUGGCAACCAGCUUCUGAAAAGCCAACUGAAAAUUGCCUGUCCUGCUUUUAACUGCUACGGGGUAAGAUUUGCCUUAACAGUACUAUUUUCUCACCACCAACAACAACAAAAAAAAAAUGCACCACAGUAUUUCUAGCAUGGGGGCUGUGUUUGUAUGAGAAAUAAACGUAAUAAAUAUCUCAUAGAGACAUAUGGAAAAAUAACUUUCAGAUUCAGCCCAGUUCUGUUUUAGAGUGUGUUUAUUCUUCUCUACUUGAUUUCCAAAGUGCAACAUUUUCCGAUGCUUUAGAAAUCAAACAAACCAGGGACAUUGUUCAGAUGUCAAGCCAUGCCCAAUUUUCCACAAGAUUCAAGAAUCUUGUAUAAAAUUCAGCCAACGUACACAUAGCUUUAAUGAGGAGCCUGUCAUGUUUCCCCAUAAAUUUAUUGCCUGAGAACUUAGUUCAGCCUUUGCUAAUGCCAAAAUGCUCUGGCUUUGUAUUUUCUUUACAGCAUAGAUAGAAAAAUGCACAUUUUUCCACACUCAGCUUUCCCCUAGCAUGGACAAGAUUUUCAGCCAUUUUUGCCACAUAUACAUUUUUAAGGAAAAAAUAUUUUUCUCUGUAACAAAGUUCUGGUUACGCAGUUUUAAAGGUGACUUGUCAGGAGUUGAGACUUCCCUGCCGGAUUCUAUUUUGAAAGUAAAUGGUCUUCCCUCCUUGUUCCAAUUCUGCGUUCCCAUCGUCAGACAACUUUGAAGUAUUAGAAACCACUGUAUAUAUGUGGAAAGCCAGGUCAGCCAGACCUGUUAGAAUUGGUGUGCACUCACCUGAGAGAUCUGGCAGGUUGAAUAUAUUUAUGUGUAUUUCUCCACAGUGCUUGCUUUGCCCUGUUGGUAAGGAUUUUAAAUAACCAUGCUCAAAAGAGCUGUUCUAAUCUGCGUUUUGCAUGUUAAGUGUUAAUAUCAAACAUUCUUUACGUGCUCGAGGUAUUGCUUUUAACAUUCUACUUUGCCAGUUUCUUCAUUAGAUUAAUUGACAUGUAUUAUUUAAAUGACCAGUGAUGCUUUGUGCAAUUAUGAAUGUUGAAGAUUAAAGUACAUAGUUACUAA
Molecule: messenger RNA, 3880 nt
Organism: Gorilla gorilla gorilla (western lowland gorilla)
Lineage: Eukaryota; Metazoa; Chordata; Mammalia; Primates; Hominidae
Gene: CEP41
Product: centrosomal protein 41
Exons: 12
Coding region: 317-1537 (406 amino acids)
Biological process (GO): cilium assembly
Cellular component (GO): ciliary basal body
Source: RefSeq, a predicted model, not a curated record